Messenger RNA from Vigna angularis (adzuki bean), 3069 nucleotides. Its product is annotated as protein PLASTID MOVEMENT IMPAIRED 1. NCBI's taxonomy places the organism in Eukaryota, Viridiplantae, Streptophyta, Magnoliopsida, Fabales, Fabaceae. The coding region runs from base 149 to 2701 and encodes 850 amino acids. The transcript has a single exon. The record is from RefSeq and is a predicted model, not a curated record.
AAACAAUUCAUCCUAUUUUCUUGGUUCAGAAAGAAGUAGCCAUCAUCAUCAUAUAAACUGCAUGGUCCUUCCAACUAUGUAGGCAUCUUAUCUUAUUAAACAUCAUCAUCACCAUUCAUUUCAGCAACUCUUUCUUCACUAACUAGUAAUGGCAGAUGCCAAGAGCAACCCCAAUGCACAACUUCUUGAAGAACUAGAGGCUUUGAGUGAAUCCCUUUACAAACAGCACACCACCACAACCAGAAGAACAGCCUCUCUUGUGCUGCCAAGAAAUUCAGCUCCGCCUGUUGAAGAUGCCAAAGAUGAUGAUGGAGGCAGCAACAGAGGUCGGCUGCGGCGCAUGUCCAUGUCCCCAUGGCGAUCAAGACCAAAGCCUGACGAUGCUACUGCCAAGGCAGAAGCCAAAAAGCUUGAUGACAUAUCAAAAACUCCUUCAGACAGUGAUAAGAAAGGGAUUUGGAAGUGGAAGCCUAUGCGGGCUUUAUCUCACAUUGGAAUGCAGAAACUUAGCUGUUUGUUUUCUGUUGAAGUGGUCACAGCUCAAGGCCUUCCUUCUUCCAUGAAUGGACUUCGACUAUCCGUUUGUGUUAGAAAAAAGGAAACAAAGGAUGGUGCUGUUAAGACAAUGCCAUCAAGGGUUGCACAAGGAGCUGCAGAUUUUGAAGAGACCCUUUUCAUCAGGUGCCAUGUUUAUCACACCUCCAACCAAGGCACUGGAAAGCAGAUCAAAUUUGAGCCACGCCCCUUUUGGAUAUACCUUUUUGCUGUUGAUGCUAAGGAGCUAGAUUUUGGAAGAAGCUCAGUGGACUUGAGUGAGCUGAUAAGAGAAUCCAUUGAGAAAAACCAACAAGGCACCCGGGUGAAGCAAUGGGACACAAGCUUUGGCCUAUCUGGGAAGGCAAAAGGAGGAGAACUUGUUCUCAAACUGGGUUUCCAGAUCAUGGAGAAAGAGGGAGGAAUUGAUAUAUACAAUAAUCAAGUGGACAAUUCAAAGUCCAGCUCUGGAAAGCUUGGUAGUUUCUCUUCCUUUGCUCGUAAACAAUCCAAGACAUCAUUCAGCAUGUCUAGUCCUAGAAUGGCAAAUAGAAAUGAUGCAUGGACUCCUUCACAAUCGAGAAUAGGAGAGGAUAUUCAAGGAAUGGAUGAUUUGAACCUUGAUGAUCCAAACCCGGUUCAGGAUUCCUCUUCCUCUGCACAGAAAGUUGAUGAACGUAGUAAGGAACAGGUGGAGGAUUUUGAACUUCCAGAUUUCGAGGUUGUGGAUAAAGGAGUAGAGGUUCAAGAGAAGGAAGGAAAUGUGGAAGAAGAAUCUGAGGAACCUGUACAAGAGGAAUCAGCUUCCAGUGAAGUUGUCAAGGAAGUGGUACUUGAUCAUGUACACCUGACUAGAUUGAGCGAGCUUGAUUCAAUUGCUCAGCAGAUAAAAGCUCUUGAGUCUAUGAUGGGAGAAGAUGAUAAGUUUACAAAAAUAGAGGAAGAGACAGAACCACAGAGGCUAGAUGCAGAUGAAGAAACUGUGACAAGGGAGUUUCUUCAGAUGCUUGAGGAUCAAGACAACAGUAUUUACUCAUUCGAUCAACCUGAAAUUCCGCCUCUUCAUCUUGAAGGACACGAUGAUUCUUCUGCUGAAGAUGGAGAAUCCAAAGUGUAUCUUCCUGACCUUGGAAAGGGAUUGGGUUGUGUAGUUCAAACAAGGGAUGGAGGCUACUUGACUUCCAUGAACCCUCUGGACAUUGCUGUGGCCAGAAAAGAUACUCCGAAGCUAGCCAUGCAGAUGUCAAGGCCUUACGUGCUAGCAUCACAUCAAUCCUUGACAGGGUUUGAGCUGUUUCAGAAAUUGGCAGGGAUUGGCUUUGAAGAACUCAGCUCCAAGGUUUUGGCCUUAAUGCCCAUAGAUGAAAUAAUAGGCAAAACUGCAGAACAGGUUGCUUUUGAAGGCAUUGCUAAUGCCAUCAUACAAGGAAGAAACAAGGAAGGAGCCAGCUCCAGUGCUGCUCGGAUAGUUUCUUCCUUGAGAAGCAUUGGAAGUGCCAUGAGCUCAGGAAGGAAAGAGAGAAUAGCCACAGGACUUUGGAAUGUUGAGGAGGAGCCGCUCACUGCAGAGAAGCUUCUGGAGUUUGCAAUGCAAAAGGUUGAGUCCAUGACAGUUGAAGCAUUGAAAAUUCAAGCUGACAUGGCCGAUGAAGAAGCCCCAUUUGAUAUUUCUGCAAAGAAAGGAGAUGGUGGAAAAGAUCUUUUGGCUUCAGUUAUUCCACUUGAAGAAUGGAUCAGAGACCAAAGUUACAACAAAAGUACUGCAGGUUCUGAUGGUGAACCAGAAAAGGUGACACUCUUGUUAGUUGCCCAGUUGAGGGAUCCACUGAGACGCUAUGAAGAAGUUGGGGGACCUGUGAUUGUGCUGAUUCAUGCAACAAGUACUGACACAAAGGGGAAUGAGGAGGAGAAAAGGUUCAAGGUGACAAGCAUGCAUGUGGGGGGUUUCAAGUUGGAGAGUACCAUAAAGAAGAAUGCAUGGGACAGUGGGAAGCAAAGACUUACUGCAAUGCAGUGGUUGGUUGCAUAUGGGUUGGGAAAGGCAGGGAAGAAAGGGAAGCAAACAUCAUCAAAGGAACAAGAACUGUUGUGGAGCAUUUCUUCACGUAUAGUUGCUGACAUGUGGCUCAAAACUAUGAGAAAUCCAGAUAUCAAACUUGCAAAGUAAAUACCAUCUGCAUUCUUUUGCUGUUAGUUAUGCCAAGGAACAUUUCUUGCAUUCAUGUCUCGUACAAAAAUUCAACUACUUGUCCAAGUGAAAAGCUACACACCUAAGCUACUCACUGCAGCUACGUACACCAUUUAUGCAGAUUUAUGAAUGCAAGAUUUUGUAAAUGUCGUAUCAGAAUUUGCUGUUAUUGCAAAAGCCAAUAAAACUUGUCAGUGAUGUAUAGGACAAAUGUAUUUGAACCUUAAAAGGGUACCUCAGCUCUACUAAGUCCCUUUAUUUUCUUUUCUUUUCUUUUCAGCCUGUCUGUGCAUAUUUGUUGGUUUGGUUGGAGGAGAAAUGUUAUCAUCAUCAAGACAUUGUGUCAA